AGCAGAUGUUUCAGUUCUGGCGCUGUGAAAAAUAUUCCUUUGUAUUAUAAAGAUUCCAUCCAUUCUCUGGGACUGGAAGAUGUGAUGGCUGUAGACGGACUAUAAUCAGGAGUGGGUUUCAUAUCUGAAAAAAGGGAGAGCCUUCUCCCACACUGGCAGCCCUUUGUGCAGCACCCCUUGUUCGAGUGCCGGGGCUCCUGUGUCUUUGGAAGGGCCUGGCAUCUGGAUUCAAAGCCACUAUGGUGUUAUUGUUGUUGGUGUCAGUGUCUUGGAGCUAAUGCAUAUUGAUGAGGAAGGCUGAGCCCACAGAUUGUUCAAGUGCUCUGCAGAGAAAGGGGAGGCAGUGGAGCGGCUGGGAAUACGGCACUGUGUUUCCUCUCCUGUAAAGGCAGGCGGGCAGCUGCUGCUGCUGCUUCCCAUCACAGAUCCGGGAUUUGGUGUUCUUCCUUCCCUCUUUCCAUCACUGGAACAUACUGGAUGGGAUGCUGAGCUAAGAGCAGAGUUUCUGCUAUACUCAGAGGUCAUCCUUCUUCCACCAGCCAAGCUACAAUGGAGGCCCCUCUGGUGAGCCUGGAUGAAGAGUUUGAAGACCUGAGGCCAUGCUACAUAGAGGAGAGGGAAGAGAAAUCGUGUUAUUUCUAUGGCUCCUCUCCUCUCCUGGAAGACCCCUUGCUUUCUGAGCUUGAGAAUUUCUCCUCCGAAAUCAUCAGCUUCAAGUCCAUGGAAGACUUGGUGAAUGAAUUCGACGAGAAGCUCAACGUUUGCUUUCGGAAUUACAAUGCCAAAACGGAGAACUUGGCCCCUGUGAAAAACCAUCUUCAGAUACAAGAAGAGGAGGAAAAUUUACAAGAUGAGGAGGUUUGGGAUGCUCUUACCGACAAUUACAUCCAAUCCAUCUCCGAGGACUGGAGAGAUCCAAACAUUGAGGUGUUAAAUGGAAACAUCUCCGACACAGAGAUCCGCGAGAAGGAGGAGGAUGAGCUCAAUGAGAAGAGUGAAAAUGAUUCCGGUAUCAAUGAGGAGCCUCUACUCACAGCAGAUCAGGUGAUUGAAGAAAUUGAAGAGAUGAUGCAAAAUUCACCAGACCCUGUGGAGGAAGAAGAGAUUCUGGAGGAAGACGAUGGCGGAGAAACCAGCAGCCAGGCUGAUUCGGUCCUUCUGCAGGAGAUGCAGGCUUUGUCACAAACCCUCAACAACAACUGGUCCCAUGAAGGCUGCCCCAUCCCUAGAGCCUGGGGCUUGGGCCACAUGUCCUCCUCGGAGCUUUCCGAGCUCCUGGACCAAGUCGAGGGGGCCAUCCGGGACUACUCAGAGGAACUGGUGCAGCAGCUGGCUCGGCGGGAUGAGCUGGAAUUUGAGAAGGAGGUGAAGAACUCCUUCAUCACAGUGUUGAUGGAAGUCCAGAACAAGCAGAAAGAGCACAGAGAGCUGAUGAAAAGGAGGCGGAAAGAGAAAGGGCUGAGUCUACAGGGCAGCCGGAUAGAAAGGGCAACCCAAAUGCCUCUCAAGCGGUUCAGUAUGGAAGGUAUCUCAAACAUUCUGCAGACUGGCAUCCGACAGACAUUUGGGAACUCAGCAGCAGAUAAGCAGUAUUUGAACACAGUGAUUCCAUAUGAGAAGAACGGAGUGCCUCUCUCAGUUGAAGACUUACAAAUACUUACAAACAUUCUUUUUGCAAUGAAGGAAGACAACGAGAAGGUCCCUACAUUGCUAACUGACUACAUUUUAAAAGUUCUCUGUCCUACCUAAGUUCCCUGCUCUGAGCAUCGUGAAACCAACUGGAGACAACAAGGCCAGUGUGUCAUUCCAUCCCAGGGACUGCAUGACAUAAUGUAAACUUUUGAAUUGUGUAUUUAAAGAUGUAUAGUAUUAACCUGGAUUAAACAUGAGCAGAACCCCCUUCUUUUGCUGUCAGUUUCUAGUCAUAGUAAAUAUUUGAAUGCAAGGGCUGCUUGUCCCUCCCUCUCUCUUUGCCACCUCUGUCUUGGAGGAAGCAGUACAGCAGCCUUCAUCAUGUAUUUUCAGCCCAUCUUUCCCCCAAGUAGCUUUGAAACUAAUUUGAAUACUGAAAUAAACUUUCAUUUAAAAGUUUAUUAAAAAGUUGUCACACUU
This is a messenger RNA of Anolis carolinensis (green anole), 2112 nucleotides long. It is a transcript of the gene fez1, whose product is annotated as fasciculation and elongation protein zeta 1. The transcript has 11 exons. The record is from RefSeq and is a predicted model, not a curated record. Gene Ontology annotation, cellular component: cytoplasm; axon. Bases 550 to 1749 code for a protein of 399 amino acids. NCBI's taxonomy places the organism in Eukaryota, Metazoa, Chordata, Lepidosauria, Squamata, Anolidae.